AUGGAGUUCUAUUACUCCUCCAUAUUUCCAUCUUUGAGUGAGAGAAAAUGCAUAUUUUUACUCUUCAACGGCAUCCUCGCAUUCCUGGCCAAAAACCUCAAUCUCAACACCUCAGCCCGAGACAAUUUCGACCGCGAAGAUUGUCUUUUUAACGUCGAAUAUGAUCAAAAUUCGUCGAAUGCCUCUGUAAUUAUAGAGGAGAUCGAGGUAAAGGUUCAAGACGACCGCGUCUCUCAGAAUGCAGCGGAUGAGAUCAUAGAGACUGAAAUGGUGUGCGAAGAUUGGAACGAAGAUGAAGAUGAAGAUGAAGGCGAUGAAGAAAGUGAAGGCGUAGAGGAGUCGGCUUCGGUGGUGAGCGAUAUGAGAGUUAGCACGGAGGAUUUGAACAAGAAGUUUGAUGAAUUUAUUAGGAAAAUGAAAGAGGAGAUUAGGAUUGAAGCUCGACAGCAAUAUUUGAUCGUAGUGUAG
Molecule: messenger RNA, 468 nt
Organism: Salvia hispanica
Lineage: Eukaryota; Viridiplantae; Streptophyta; Magnoliopsida; Lamiales; Lamiaceae
Source: RefSeq, a predicted model, not a curated record